ACUCGCGCGCUCCCGGCCCCGCGCGCUCCGGGCCCUGAGUUUCUCUCGGCUCCUGCCUGUGAGGUGACUGCGCUGGGAAAUAUGGCGACCGAGGGAAUGAUCCUCACCAACCACGACCACCAAAUCCGUGUCGGGGUCCUCACAGUGAGUGACAGCUGCUUUCGGAACCUUGCAGAAGACCGAAGUGGGAUAAACCUCAAAGACCUGGUCCAAGAUCCUUCUCUGUUGGGUGGGACUAUAUCGGCUUACAAGAUAGUACCAGAUGAAAUAGAAGAAAUCAAGGAAACACUGAUAGAUUGGUGUGAUGAAAAGGAACUUAAUUUGAUUUUAACAACCGGAGGAACUGGAUUUGCACCACGAGAUGUCACUCCAGAGGCUACAAAAGAAGUAAUAGAACGGGAAGCUCCAGGGAUGGCCCUUGCAAUGCUGAUGGGAUCACUUAAUGUUACACCUCUGGGCAUGCUAUCUAGACCUGUAUGUGGAAUCAGAGGGAAAACGCUCAUAAUUAACCUGCCAGGUAGCAAGAAAGGGUCCCAGGAAUGUUUUCAGUUUAUACUGCCAGCCCUACCUCACGCCAUUGACCUUUUACGUGAUGCCAUUGUAAAAGUAAAAGAGGUGCAUGAUGAACUUGAAGAUUUGCCCUCUCCACCGCCUCCUCUUUCCCCUCCUCCUACUACUAGCCCCCACAAACAGACAGAAGACAAAGGGGUUCAGUGUGAGGAAGAGGAAGAAGAGAAGAAAGACAGUGGCGUUGCUUCAACAGAAGACAGUUCCUCAUCACAUAUAACAGCAGCAGCAAUUGCAGCCAAGAAGCAUCCAUUCUACACCAGUACUGCUGUUAUCAUGGCACACGGUGAGCAGCCCAUUCCUGGUCUCAUCAGUUAUUCCCAUCACGCAACAGGCAGUGCAGGAGAACGGAUUCCAGAUUCCAUCAUUUCCCGUGGUGUUCAGGUGCUCCCAAGAGAUACCGCCUCCCUCAGCACUACCCCUUCAGAAUCUCCUCGUGCCCAGGCUACAUCUCGCCUUUCCACAGCUUCCUGUCCAACACCAAAAGUCCAGUCCAGGUGCAGCAGCAAGGAGAAUAUUCUCAGAGCCAGUCACAGUGCUGUUGAUAUCACCAAAGUGGCAAGAAGACAUCGCAUGUCUCCAUUCCCACUUACGUCUAUGGAUAAAGCUUUCAUUACGGUCUUAGAGAUGACACCGGUGCUUGGAACAGAAAUCAUCAACUACCGAGAUGGGAUGGGAAGAGUCCUUGCUCAAGAUGUAUAUGCAAAAGACAACCUACCCCCCUUCCCAGCAUCAGUAAAAGAUGGCUAUGCUGUCCGAGCUGCUGAUGGCCCAGGAGACCGUUUCAUCAUUGGGGAAUCCCAGGCUGGUGAACAGCCCACUCAGACAGUGAUGCCAGGACAAGUCAUGCGGGUUACAACAGGUGCUCCAAUCCCCUGUGGUGCUGAUGCAGUAGUACAAGUAGAAGAUACUGAACUCAUCAGGGAAUCCGAUGAUGGCACUGAAGAACUGGAGGUACGGAUUCUAGUGCAAGCUCGCCCAGGCCAGGAUAUUAGACCCAUUGGCCAUGACAUUAAAAGAGGGGAAUGUGUAUUGGCCAAGGGAACCCACAUGGGCCCAUCAGAGAUUGGUCUCCUGGCAACUGUUGGUGUCACAGAAGUUGAAGUUAACAAGUUUCCAGUAGUUGCAGUCAUGUCAACAGGGAAUGAGUUGCUGAAUCCUGAAGAUGACCUCUUACCAGGAAAGAUUCGAGACAGCAAUCGUUCAACUCUCCUAGCAACAAUUCAGGAACAUGGCUACCCAACCAUCAACUUGGGAAUUGUAGGAGACAACCCAGAUGACUUACUCAAUGCCUUGAAUGAAGGUACUAGUCGUGCGGAUGUCAUCAUCACAUCAGGGGGUGUAUCCAUGGGAGAAAAGGACUAUCUCAAGCAGGUGCUGGACAUUGAUCUUCAUGCACAGAUCCAUUUCGGCAGGGUUUUUAUGAAACCAGGCCUGCCAACAACAUUUGCAACCUUGGACAUUGAUGGUGUAAGAAAAAUAAUCUUUGCACUACCAGGAAAUCCUGUAUCAGCUGUGGUCACCUGCAAUCUCUUUGUUGUCCCAGCACUAAGGAAGAUGCAGGGAAUCCUGGAUCCUCGACCAACAAUUAUCAAAGCCAGGUUAUCAUGUGAUGUGAAAUUGGAUCCUCGCCCAGAGUACCAUCGGUGUAUCCUGACUUGGCAUCACCAAGAACCACUGCCUUGGGCUCAGAGUACAGGGAAUCAAAUGAGUAGUCGUCUGAUGAGUAUGCGCAGUGCCAAUGGACUGUUGAUGCUACCUCCAAAAACUGAGCAGUAUGUGGAACUUCACAAGGGUGAAGUGGUGGACGUCAUGGUCAUCGGAAGGCUAUGAUGGUCACCAGCAAGAACAAAGCUUUGAUGCAUGUCUACAUAUCACUGACUGUAUCCUGUAAUAUGCAACGGCACAGCUAGUUUUUCUGAUUUGGAUAAAAGUUGAUCAGUAUAGUCAACACCUUGACCUAUAUUUCAAAUGAAUUUAAAUAAAUACCUUUUAAAAAAAACACCUAAAAAUAAAAUCUUAACAAAGAAAUUUCUUCUGAUUAUAUCAAAGCAACUUUUUCCUUUCUUGCAAUUGCUUUGUGUGUUCAAUGCUAGGUCUGAUAGCGGUAGCUUUUAGUAGACAGCAGUAGGUGCCUGCAGAACUUGUGUUUUUCUCAUCUUUAAAAUACAACUACUUAUGCUCUUUAAACAAGGCUGUCUGCUUAUUUAUACUAGCUUAGGAAAUACUUGGAUUUCCCUUCUCAGUAUGCUUCAUAACCACUUCACAGAGAGCUUUGGCUUGUUCUUUCUCUUGUAUCUCGUGUUUAUGUGCACAGUGCCAAAAGAAGACUGUGUGGGGAUCUCGCUCUGCCUUGGGGUGUGCCAUCCCCUUUGCAGCAGGGUCCAGGGGAAUCUUCCAUCCCAGCAGCCACCUGGCACAGUCCUCUUGGGCAAUAACUGGAUACCUUUUAUUUGAACAAACAGAAAAAAAAAUUGCUUCCUUAAGUGCUGACAGCCUUUUUAACCAAUACAUUUAAAAAUGUACAGAACUAAAAAAAAAUAUAAAGAAUCAAAGACUGAUCUUGUACAGAUAUUAGUGUUACCAGCAUUCAUGUGGAAAUUAAAUGAGAAGAGAAAUAAGAAACCUAAUGUUGAACAAUUCUGUACCAUAACAUUUUCUGUAAUGAUAUUAAAACUUAAUGAAUAAAAAAAAUCCUUGAUCAUUAUUUAAAA
Messenger RNA from Vombatus ursinus (common wombat), 3281 nucleotides. RefSeq names its product gephyrin (gene GPHN). The coding region runs from base 82 to 2400 and encodes 772 amino acids. NCBI's taxonomy places the organism in Eukaryota, Metazoa, Chordata, Mammalia, Diprotodontia, Vombatidae. The transcript is spliced from 23 exons. The record is from RefSeq and is a predicted model, not a curated record. Gene Ontology annotation, cellular component: postsynaptic membrane; cytosol; postsynaptic specialization. Gene Ontology annotation, biological process: glycine receptor clustering; gamma-aminobutyric acid receptor clustering; Mo-molybdopterin cofactor biosynthetic process. Gene Ontology annotation, molecular function: molybdopterin molybdotransferase activity.